This is a messenger RNA of Homo sapiens (human), 9035 nucleotides long. RefSeq names its product ubiquitin specific peptidase 6 (gene USP6). Lineage: Eukaryota; Metazoa; Chordata; Mammalia; Primates; Hominidae. Gene Ontology annotation, cellular component: plasma membrane; membrane; endosome. Gene Ontology annotation, biological process: protein deubiquitination. The transcript is spliced from 34 exons. Bases 2802 to 7022 code for a protein of 1406 amino acids. The record is from RefSeq and is a predicted model, not a curated record. Gene Ontology annotation, molecular function: cysteine-type deubiquitinase activity.
GGGGUUGUUAUCUCUCAGGGCUUAGCACUUGUUGGGGAUGGGUGAAGUCCAGUCCCGAGUCACAGUGUGUGUUGUGGGAGGUUGCUGAUAUUCAUAGCCCUGUAUGUUUGAGUAAUGACAAUAUCCACCUCCACCUUCAGGGUGAGGAGCUGUUGGCCUAUCUGUGUCUGUCUGUCUGUCUGUCUGUCAUCUGCACCUGUCUCUCCGAGGGAAAGAAGGCAGGCCCCAGGGUCUUUCCCCAGGAUGGCCUUGGGUGAGCUCCUGCUGUCCUCUCUGCCCAGGAAAUGAAGGCCCUUUGAGGUCAGGUGGAUGAGGAUGUCAGUGUGAAGAUGGACACUGUGCCUGGAGUGAACCUGAGCUGGAUCCUGAAUGAGAUGCAUGACCAGGACAAGAAAUUGGUGGAGAAGAGCUACAAGGAUGCCAAGGGCUGUUUCUUCAGCAUGAGAGAGGGGCUGAACUGCGAGGUGGCCACCAACACAGAGGCCCUGCAGAGCGGCAGGAUAGAGAUAUGGAGCUCUACAUCUCUGUGCAGAACCUGAGCCAUCCCAGCUCAGCAAGGUAGGGCCUCUGUCCCCUCCCCACCCUGUACCUAUCACCCCAGGGUGAGCCCAGCCUUAUAGACCCCUGCUUGGAGGUGUGUUACGGGACCCAACUGGCCCAGCUGCAGGGGCUCAUCAGAAGCAUGGAGCAGCAGCUGUGCGAGCUCUGCUGCGACGCGGAGCACCAGGACCAUGAGCACCAGGUCCUUCUGGACGUGAAGACACGGCUGGAGCAGGAGAUCGCCACCUACAGCCGCUUGCUAGAGGUUGAGGACGCUCAAGUCACAGGGAGAAGACGUCCACCCACACAUCAGGAGACAGGCCUGGAACAGAGCCUUCCUGCACAGCCUCAGAAGGGACCCACCCUGGUGACACCUUGAUCUUGGACUGACACUCAUGACCUCCAGUACUGUGAGACAGUAACAUUCUGUUGUUGAAGGUGCCCAGUCUGUGGUACUGUAAAACAGCCCUGGGAAACUAACGCAGCCUGUUAGCCCACAGAUGGUGAAGGGAUGGAAUGCUCCACGGAGCUCCAGGCUUACUAUCUACAGCCCCCAAAGUGUGCUGCGGGACCCUUGGGUGGGUGUAGGUAUGCAAGGUAAUUUUGGGUGGUUCAAGGUGAAUAAUUUCAAUUGACAUAAUAAUGUAUUUAUCUUGCUGGGUAAAUGAGGGAUACCCAACUGUUAGGAACCAGGCAACACAGCAGGAGGUGAGCAGCCAGCCAGUGAGCAAAGCUUCAUCUGUAGAAACAGCCACUUCCCAUCCCUCGCAUUACCGCAUGAGCUCUGCCUCCUGUCAGAUGAGCGGUGCCGUUAGAUUCUCACAGAAGCAUGAACCCUACUGUGAACUGCGCAUGCCAGGGAUCUAGAUUGCGUGCUCCUUAUGAGAACCUAAUGCCUGAUGAUCUGUGACUGUCUCAUCACUGCCAGAUGGAACCACGUAGUUGCAGGAAAACAAGUUCAGGGCUCCCACUGAUUCUACAUUAUGGGCUGUCAUUGGGACAGUCUGAGAUGGGGAGUCGGGGGAGACAAUGGAUGAAUGGAUGGAUGAAUGGACAGCAGUCCAGGGAGAUGUCCCUGUGUGUCCUGAACUGGGCCCUUCCUCCAGUGAGAAGCCUUCCUGAGCUGACUUGGGGACAGUGGCUAUGGUAUGGGCGGUGUUGGCCUCUGGGCAGCUACAGAGGAGGGUCAUCCCUGAGCACUCACCGGGCGCCCGUUCUACACUGCCCAUGUAGACGAUUUUCUCUUUCGUCUUCAUGGUGGCUUCGUAGAGUGGGUGCUGUUCCCGAAUGUACCCAUUCGACAGGUGAGCCGUCUGGGGUCAGAGAGGCAGUAACUGGCCUGGGAAUCCAGACAAGACCCUGGGUUUUGCUCUCAGCCCUGCUGUGUGCCAUGCUAGACUUCAGGCCUCAACCCUGAGACCUCCCUGCUCUAGAUCCCAAAUCUGCCCAGAUUUCCGAUCCCAAUGGGGCAGAGCCUGGCCCUGGCAGAGACACUGGGAUGGAUCCACUGUGGGUGGGGAGGAGGGAAGGGUCCUCAGAACACACCUGGGGCCUAAGCUGGGUCUUGAUGGUCACUGUGGGACCCACUGGACACACACAGUCCCUUGUCUGGGAGUGGCAUGGGGAGCCUUCUGCCCUUGGGCAGUUGUGGAAAGUGAAGGAGCCCUGGAGAGCUGGCUGAGGGGAGACUAUCUUCCCUUGUGUUCAAAGGGGUCCAGGCACUGGGGCUCUCCCCAAGUAUUUCUUAUUCUGUCUGGCCUCGCUUUCCUUUUGCCCUGAGUAUUCUCAGGAGGGACGGUCCAUCUAGAUGUCCUCCAGGAGCAAGGACCCACUGUUCUUCAUCAGUGACCCAGGAAAAUGAAGCCCCCUCCUGUGGGGACAGCUCAGAAUGGUGGAGUCCACAGUCCCUCCCUGAGAGACAUGGUUUCCAUGAGCACAGUGGCUGCUUUGGAGACAGUAAUCAUUUUCAUCCCCAAAACCAAACACACUCCUGCUCAAAUGGUGUUAUUGCUAAAGCAGCUUCACUGGUUAGACUGAAGGGCCAUGGUAGCCCAAGUGAUGAGCGGGGUAGAAUGGAGCAGUCAGGAGAGAUCUUGUUCCCCGUAGGAAACUGGGCAUCUCUGUGGCCCUGAACAUCCCAGGAGGCCGAUCGUACAGAGACCUCUGGUGCCUGACCGCAGUUCACAUCCACAUCCCUGGAAUAGACCAUCACAGGCUCUUCACCCUUGGCAGGUGGACACCAUUCAACCUGCCGGGGCAGGAUGGACAUGGUAGAGAAUGCAGAUAGUUUGCAGGCACAGGAGCGGAAGGACAUACUUAUGAAGUAUGACAAGGGACACCGAGCUGGGCUGCCAGAGGACAAGGGGCCUGAGCCCGUUGGAAUCAACAGCAGCAUUGAUCGUUUUGGCAUUUUGCAUGAGACGGAGCUGCCUCCUGUGACUGCACGGGAGGCGAAGAAAAUUCGGCGGGAGAUGACACGAACGAGCAAGUGGAUGGAAAUGCUGGGAGAAUGGGAGACAUAUAAGCACAGUAGCAAACUCAUAGAUCGAGUGUACAAGGGAAUUCCCAUGAACAUCCGGGGCCCGGUGUGGUCAGUCCUCCUGAACAUUCAGGAAAUCAAGUUGAAAAACCCCGGAAGAUACCAGAUCAUGAAGGAGAGGGGCAAGAGGUCAUCUGAACACAUCCACCACAUCGACCUGGACGUGAGGACGACUCUCCGGAACCAUGUCUUCUUUAGGGAUCGAUAUGGAGCCAAGCAGAGGGAACUAUUCUACAUCCUCCUGGCCUAUUCGGAGUAUAACCCGGAGGUGGGCUACUGCAGGGACCUGAGCCACAUCACCGCCUUGUUCCUCCUUUAUCUGCCUGAGGAGGACGCAUUCUGGGCACUGGUGCAGCUGCUGGCCAGUGAGAGGCACUCCCUGCCAGGAUUCCACAGCCCAAAUGGUGGGACAGUCCAGGGGCUCCAAGACCAACAGGAGCAUGUGGUACCCAAGUCACAACCCAAGACCAUGUGGCAUCAGGACAAGGAAGGUCUAUGCGGGCAGUGUGCCUCGUUAGGCUGCCUUCUCCGGAACCUGAUUGACGGGAUCUCUCUCGGGCUCACCCUGCGCCUGUGGGACGUGUAUUUGGUGGAAGGAGAACAGGUGUUGAUGCCAAUAACCAGCAUUGCUCUUAAGGUUCAGCAGAAGCGCCUCAUGAAGACAUCCAGGUGUGGCCUGUGGGCACGUCUGCGGAACCAAUUCUUCGAUACCUGGGCCAUGAACGAUGACACCGUGCUCAAGCAUCUUAGGGCCUCUACGAAGAAACUAACAAGGAAGCAAGGGGACCUGCCACCCCCAGCCAAACGCGAGCAAGGGUCCUUGGCACCCAGGCCUGUGCCGGCUUCACGUGGUGGGAAGACCCUCUGCAAGGGGUAUAGGCAGGCCCCUCCAGGCCCACCAGCCCAGUUCCAGCGGCCCAUUUGCUCAGCUUCCCCGCCAUGGGCAUCUCGUUUUUCCACGCCCUGUCCUGGUGGGGCUGUCCGGGAAGACACGUACCCUGUGGGCACUCAGGGUGUGCCCAGCCUGGCCCUGGCUCAGGGAGGACCUCAGGGUUCCUGGAGAUUCCUGGAGUGGAAGUCAAUGCCCCGGCUCCCAACGGACCUGGAUAUAGGGGGCCCUUGGUUCCCCCAUUAUGAUUUUGAAUGGAGCUGCUGGGUCCGUGCCAUAUCCCAGGAGGACCAGCUGGCCACCUGCUGGCAGGCUGAACACUGCGGAGAGGUUCACAACAAAGAUAUGAGUUGGCCUGAGGAGAUGUCUUUUACAGCAAAUAGUAGUAAAAUAGAUAGACAAAAGGUUCCCACAGAAAAGGGAGCCACAGGUCUAAGCAACCUGGGAAACACAUGCUUCAUGAACUCAAGCAUCCAGUGCGUUAGUAACACACAGCCACUGACACAGUAUUUUAUCUCAGGGAGACAUCUUUAUGAACUCAACAGGACAAAUCCCAUUGGUAUGAAGGGGCAUAUGGCUAAAUGCUAUGGUGAUUUAGUGCAGGAACUCUGGAGUGGAACUCAGAAGAGUGUUGCCCCAUUAAAGCUUCGGCGGACCAUAGCAAAAUAUGCUCCCAAGUUUGAUGGGUUUCAGCAACAAGACUCCCAAGAACUUCUGGCUUUUCUCUUGGAUGGUCUUCAUGAAGAUCUCAACCGAGUCCAUGAAAAGCCAUAUGUGGAACUGAAGGACAGUGAUGGCCGACCAGACUGGGAAGUAGCUGCAGAGGCCUGGGACAACCAUCUAAGAAGAAAUAGAUCAAUUAUUGUGGAUUUGUUCCAUGGGCAGCUAAGAUCUCAAGUCAAAUGCAAGACAUGUGGGCAUAUAAGUGUCCGAUUUGACCCUUUCAAUUUUUUGUCUUUGCCACUACCAAUGGACAGUUACAUGGACUUAGAAAUAACAGUGAUUAAGUUAGAUGGUACUACCCCUGUACGGUAUGGACUAAGACUGAAUAUGGAUGAAAAGUACACAGGUUUAAAAAAACAGCUGAGGGAUCUCUGUGGACUUAAUUCAGAACAAAUCCUACUAGCAGAAGUACAUGAUUCCAACAUAAAGAACUUUCCUCAGGAUAACCAAAAAGUACAACUCUCAGUGAGCGGAUUUUUGUGUGCAUUUGAAAUUCCUGUCCCUUCAUCUCCAAUUUCAGCUUCUAGUCCAACACAAAUAGAUUUCUCCUCUUCACCAUCUACAAAUGGAAUGUUCACCCUAACUACCAAUGGGGACCUACCCAAACCAAUAUUCAUCCCCAAUGGAAUGCCAAACACUGUUGUGCCAUGUGGAACUGAGAAGAACUUCACAAAUGGAAUGGUUAAUGGUCACAUGCCAUCUCUUCCUGACAGCCCCUUUACAGGUUACAUCAUUGCAGUCCACCGAAAAAUGAUGAGGACAGAACUGUAUUUCCUGUCACCUCAGGAGAAUCGCCCCAGCCUCUUUGGAAUGCCAUUGAUUGUUCCAUGCACUGUGCAUACCCGGAAGAAAGACCUAUAUGAUGCGGUUUGGAUUCAAGUAUCCUGGUUAGCAAGACCACUCCCACCUCAGGAAGCUAGUAUUCAUGCCCAGGAUCGUGAUAACUGUAUGGGCUAUCAAUAUCCAUUCACUCUACGAGUUGUGCAGAAAGAUGGGAACUCCUGUGCUUGGUGCCCACAGUAUAGAUUUUGCAGAGGCUGUAAAAUUGAUUGUGGGGAAGACAGAGCUUUCAUUGGAAAUGCCUAUAUUGCUGUGGAUUGGCACCCCACAGCCCUUCACCUUCGCUAUCAAACAUCCCAGGAAAGGGUUGUAGAUAAGCAUGAGAGUGUGGAGCAGAGUCGGCGAGCGCAAGCCGAGCCCAUCAACCUGGACAGCUGUCUCCGUGCUUUCACCAGUGAGGAAGAGCUAGGGGAAAGUGAGAUGUACUACUGUUCCAAGUGUAAGACCCACUGCUUAGCAACAAAGAAGCUGGAUCUCUGGAGGCUUCCACCCUUCCUGAUUAUUCACCUUAAGCGAUUUCAAUUUGUAAAUGAUCAGUGGAUAAAAUCACAGAAAAUUGUCAGAUUUCUUCGGGAAAGUUUUGAUCCGAGUGCUUUUUUGGUACCACGAGACCCGGCCCUCUGCCAGCAUAAACCACUCACACCCCAGGGGGAUGAGCUCUCCAAGCCCAGGAUUCUGGCAAGAGAGGUGAAGAAAGUGGAUGCGCAGAGUUCGGCUGGAAAAGAGGACAUGCUCCUAAGCAAAAGCCCAUCCUCACUCAGCGCUAACAUCAGCAGCAGCCCAAAAGGUUCUCCUUCUUCAUCAAGAAAAAGUGGAACCAGCUGUCCCUCCAGCAAAAACAGCAGCCCUAAUAGCAGCCCACGGACUUUGGGGAGGAGCAAAGGGAGGCUCCGGCUGCCCCAGAUUGGCAGCAAAAAUAAGCCGUCAAGUAGUAAGAAGAACUUGGAUGCCAGCAAAGAGAAUGGGGCUGGGCAGAUCUGUGAGCUGGCUGACGCCUUGAGCCGAGGGCAUAUGCGGGGGGGCAGCCAACCAGAGCUGGUCACUCCUCAGGACCAUGAGGUAGCUUUGGCCAAUGGAUUCCUUUAUGAGCAUGAAGCAUGUGGCAAUGGCUGUGGCGAUGGCUACAGCAAUGGUCAGCUUGGAAACCACAGUGAAGAAGACAGCACUGAUGACCAAAGAGAAGACACUCAUAUUAAGCCUAUUUAUAAUCUAUAUGCAAUUUCAUGCCAUUCAGGAAUUCUGAGUGGGGGCCAUUACAUCACUUAUGCCAAAAACCCAAACUGCAAGUGGUACUGUUAUAAUGACAGCAGCUGUGAGGAACUUCACCCUGAUGAAAUUGACACCGACUCUGCCUACAUUCUUUUCUAUGAGCAGCAGGGGAUAGACUACGCACAAUUUCUGCCAAAGAUUGAUGGCAAAAAGAUGGCAGACACAAGCAGUACGGAUGAAGACUCUGAGUCUGAUUACGAAAAGUACUCUAUGUUACAGUAAAGCUACCACUCUGGCUGCUAGACAGCUUGGUGGCGAGGGAGAUGACUCCUUGUAGCUGAUACUUGGCAAAAGUGUCACUGAAAGACAAGCUAAAUGUAGUUAUUUUAUCCUGUUAGAACAAAAAUUCUAAUUAAAAUAGUUAACUUGAAGAGUAGAAACAAUUGUAUUUUGAAGUCUCAUACAAGCUGUCUGAUAGAGAACUUUCAGGCAGAUCCCACCAUUAGCCUGUAAACAAAAGGUGUGGCACCAGCCACCUGGGACCAAAUAAGAAUUGAAUUGUGCUUGUCCAGAUAUGAACAAAUAUGUAGUGAGUAUAGAGUUUACCAAUAAUCAUAACAAAUAUUAAAGAUUUCCUUGGAGUCAGAGGAAAAAACAAACAAUUAUAAUGUUGUCUAGGGACGACAUGAUACGCUACCUCCUUUUUCCUGAAGUUUUAUUCCAUUAUAUUGACAAGAUGGAGAAAGCAAGAUCAUGAAGGUGUGCAAAUGAUUCUUACGGCAUGGACAAGGAUUUUUCAAUUUAUUUUUUAAACUGUUUCCAUACCCUUUCUUUUUCUUGCUUUUUGUUUUUGCCAUUGUGUUUACGUUUGAGACACAACCAGUCAUUGGUGGCAGGGGCAUAGAGUGGUCAGUCUGAAAGGGAGGCUCUCUUAAGAGCUAUGUGCCUUCCAACCAGAGGGAGACCCAGUAGAAAGAAAAACAUCCUGGGAAAUCCAGCUACCAGGGCCCUCCCAGUGGAGGCAUCUUACAUUUAGGCUACUUCAAGUAUCCUCAGAAAUGUAUUCUGCACCCCCGGCCCCGCCCAUGCUGAGGGAAGGGGAGCAGUUGCCAAUAUUUGCACCAUCUUCACAUGCACAUGUUGCAACAAGAGCUUCUGGGAAGGUAAGCGGCAUCGGAGCUAGAUCACGUUUCACAAUUAGUGGUUAUUCUUUUCUGUGUUUGUUUUGCACUUUAAAAAAGAGAGAACACAUGCAAAUGAACUUGCUUGUGUGUAUUUGAUGGCUCUAAGGGCUAUAAAUUACAAACAAAACACAUCCCAGACAUUAGGAGUUCAUAAGUAUAUUUAAUGAAAUUGGUGGUUUUAGGAAGUCAACUUUAGUUUUGCUUUGUUUGCAUGUCCACUGGUUUUUUUAUUUUGAUAUUUGUCUUUUUUUAAAUUUUACAGUAGUCAUUGAAAGUUAUGUUUCUUUGCUUACUUCAUUUUUUCCCUCUAAUUAUUUAAGAUUGGAACAAAAGUAUAAAUAUUAUUUAUUUGAGGUAGAAUUUUUUUCAUGUAGUUUCUUAAUAUAUACUUGAAGGAAAUGUUUCACCUUAUUUUUGGUCUUUGUUUAUUCAUUUAGACCCUGCAAGUUGAUUCUCAUUGCCAGAUUCCAUUACCCUUUCUUCCUCAUAGGUAGUAAUUACCAAUGUAACUAAGCAUUUGUGUUCUGAUAUCUGAGGCCAGUAACUAUUAAUAUCUAGUUCUCAGAGCAUUUGGAAAGGUUAUCUUAAAUGGCUACCUAAAUUGAAAUCCUUUUCAGAAAAAAUAUAAUUGCAAGUAGGUAGGAGUGGCCUAAAUUGUCUAAUGUAAUAAAGUCAGACAAAAUGCACACUUUAUAGUUUCAAGAUUUUCAGUAAAUAAAAUCUGUCCAUUCCUACCUGGACAUGUCCCAUUAAAAAGUGGAAGAUUUUAAAUAAUUUCUUUACAGAUGUUUUAUUUAAACAGGUAGCACAAUCUACUAAUGUUGUGUGAUUUGUGUUAUACUGGUUGUAAUUAAUUUUUUUAAUUCAUGAACUAGCGGAAAAUUUAUUAAAUUAACUAUUAACUACAUUCACCUUGUAAAUUACUGUAUAAAACUUGUUGACAAUGCACUGACUUUAGAAAGAUGUUAAUGUACAUAAAUAGAGUGUAAAUAAAAUAGUGUUGAUGUACUGAAAUAUGAACUGUAUCAAAAGUAUUGGUAAUUGUAUAUGGGGUGUACCUGUUUAUCUGUUAACUAUUAUCCAAACAAAUUAAAUACUGUGGUUGCCUCUA